Messenger RNA from Adineta ricciae, 2934 nucleotides. NCBI's taxonomy places the organism in Eukaryota, Metazoa, Rotifera, Eurotatoria, Adinetida, Adinetidae. The record is from the annotation of a GenBank genome assembly.
AUGGCUGCGAUGUAUGAAGCUGAAGCGAAGAAAGGUGAAAUUUAUGAACUGAAAGCAGAAUUAAAUAGUGAUAAACGGGAUCGGAAGAAAGAAGCAGUUAAAAAGGUUAUUGCAAGCAUGACAGUCGGGAAAGACGUUAGUCAAUUGUUUCCUGACGUUGUCAACUGUAUGCAAACGGACAAUCUUGAAUUGAAAAAACUUGUUUAUCUAUAUUUAAUGAACUAUGCUAAAACGCAACCAGAAAUGGCUAUUCUUGCUGUUAAUACAUUCGCAAAAGAUUGUAAUGAUCCAAAUCCAUUGAUCCGUGCUCUAGCUGUACGUACCAUGGGUUGUAUACGUGUUGAGAAAAUCACUGAACAUUUGUGUGAACCAUUACGUAAAUGUUUGAAAGAUGAAGAUCCGUAUGUGCGAAAAACAGCGGCCGUUUGUGUCGCGAAGUUAUAUGAUAUUAAUCAACAAUUGGUCGAUGAUCAAGGCUUUCUGGAUAUGUUGAGAGACUUGAUCUCUGAUUCGAAUCCAAUGGUCGUUGCAAAUGCUGUUGCUGCACUGAGCGAAAUUGCAGAGCAAUCACCACAAACAAAAGUUUUUGAUUUAAAUGGUCCAACUAUCAACAAACUACUUACUGCACUGAAUGAAUGCACUGAAUGGGGACAAGUUUUUAUUCUUGAUGCUAUUUCGAAUUAUGCUCCAAAGGAUGAUAAAGAAGCACAAAGUAUUUGCGAACGUAUAACCCCACGUCUAGCUCAUGCCAACGCUGCUGUUGUUUUAUCUGCUGUCAAAGUUCUGAUGAAAUUUCUGGAAUUAAUCGAUCAACAUAGUGAAUUCGUACAGAAUCUACAUCGUAAAUUGGCACCGCCAUUAGUUACACUCUUAUCAGCUGAACCCGAAAUUCAAUACGUGGCUUUGCGUAACAUCAAUUUAAUUGUACAAAAACGGCCGGAUAUAUUGAAGAACGAAAUGAAAGUCUUUUUCGUUAAAUACAAUGAUCCAAUUUACGUUAAACUCGAAAAACUCGAUAUCAUGAUACGAUUGACAAAUGCAACAAACAUCGCUCAGGUUUUAGCUGAAUUGAAAGAAUAUGCAACGGAAGUCGACGUUGAUUUUGUGCGUAAAUCAGUUCGUGCCAUUGGUCGUUGUGCUAUCAAGGUAGAACAAUCUGCAGAACGAUGUGUUAGUACAUUGAUUGAUUUAAUUCAAACAAAAGUCAAUUAUGUUGUACAAGAAGCAAUUGUUGUCAUUAAAGACAUCUUUCGAAAGUAUCCAAAUAAGUAUGAAAGUAUAAUUGCGACGCUAUGUGAAAAUCUCGAUUCACUGGAUGAACCCGAAGCUCGUGCAUCCAUGAUAUGGAUUAUUGGCGAAUAUGCCGAACGUAUUGACAAUGCUGACGAGCUACUCGAAGGUUUUCUCGAUGGUUUCAAAGACGAAAAUAGUCAAGUACAAUUACAAUUAUUAACAGCAAUUGUGAAAUUGUUCUUGAAAAAGCCAACCGAAACACCACAGGAACUGGUGACACGUGUUUUAACACUCGUCACACAAGAAACUGAUAAUCCCGAUUUGCGUGAUCGUGGUUAUAUCUACUGGCGGCUUCUAUCAACUGAUCCAAAGGCAGCUAAAGAAGUUGUUCUCGCAGAAAAACCACUCAUCUCCGAAGAAACUGAUUUACUCGAACCAACGCUACUCAAUGAACUUAUCUGCCAUAUUGGAACAUUAGCAUCCGUUUAUCAUAAACCACCAAAUGCGUUUGUCGAAGGUCGACAUGCACUGAAAAAGAAUUUGCCGCUCCGGUCUGGUGGUGAUGCUGGCGAGGACGACGAAGCAGCUGGUGAAGAUAUCUUGGGAGGAAAUCAACAACAACAACAACAACAACAACCUGUUGUUAUCGGUGCCAAUGUCGGCUCACUAAUUGAUGAUUUCGACAUACUAGGACCCAUGCCAACAACGACAACCGCACCGUCAGCUACCACUGUUGGAAUAACACCAGCACGAACUCCAUCAGCUGUGCCGAAUCUACUCGAUGAUGAACUUUCAUCAAUUCUCGGGCCGGACAUGAAUAUUGGCGGUGCUCACACACCGCAAACUCAGGUGCCGACAAUGCCUGCAACGACAACAUCACUUCCAAUGACUCAACCAACGAAAAGCGGAAAUCUACUUGAUGAUUUAUUCGGUGAUUUGAAUUUAGGUGGAGGUAGUAUCGGCGGUGGUGCAGGGUUUGCCCAUUCAGCGACCAACACUUUUGCUCUACCAAAAGAAGCUUGGUUAAGCGCACAGAAAGGUAAAGGUUUAGAAAUCUCCGGUACAUUCGCUCGUCGAAACAAUCAAAUCGUCAUGGAAAUGGAUUUUAGUAACAAGUCAUUACAGCCAAUGAGUGAUUUCGCUUUGCAACUAAAUCGUAAUAGUUUUGGUUUAAUACCUGCCCAACCAUUACAAGUGACAGGUCCGUUAUUCCCAAAUCAAACUGUCUCGGCACAACUAGUCUUAACUACGAAUGGACCUACUUUAAAAAUGGAUCCAUUGACGAAUCUACAAGUGGCAGUUAAAAACAAUGUCGAAGUGUUUUAUUUCGCAUGCGUCGUGCCAAUUCACGUGUAUUUUAUUUUGGAUACUGAAAUGGACAAAAUGGCAUUCGUUCAAGCCUGGCAAGAUAUUCCGGAGAGUAAUGAGAUUAAACAACAAUUACAGAAUGUCAACGGUUUAUCGAUUGAUGAUUUGCAAAACAAAUUACGCUUGAAUAAUAUUCAUACAGUUACACGAACGAUUAUUGAACAGAAAGAAAUGCUUUAUCAAACAAUUAAAUUAACGAAUGGAAUCAGUGUCUUAGUUGAAUUGAAAAUAACACCGGGAAAUCGAACAAUAGCGUUUUCAUUAAAAACCAAGAUUCCAGACGUGGCCAAUUUAGUCGUUCAAGCUUAUGAACUCAUUCUUAGUAGUAACUAG